Messenger RNA from Vanessa tameamea, 2172 nucleotides. It is a transcript of the gene Noc2, whose product is annotated as nucleolar complex protein 2 homolog. The transcript has 6 exons. The record is from RefSeq and is a predicted model, not a curated record. Gene Ontology annotation, biological process: negative regulation of transcription by RNA polymerase II; ribosomal large subunit biogenesis. Lineage: Eukaryota; Metazoa; Arthropoda; Insecta; Lepidoptera; Nymphalidae. Gene Ontology annotation, molecular function: transcription corepressor activity; histone binding. The coding region runs from base 111 to 2150 and encodes 679 amino acids. Gene Ontology annotation, cellular component: nucleoplasm; Noc2p-Noc3p complex; Noc1p-Noc2p complex.
AUUUACCCACGAGGUUAUGUUAGUCUAAGGAUAGCAUGCUUGAUAAUUGACUAAUUUUAUAACUAUAGAAGUAUAUUUCAAAAGCAAUAAAUCAUUGAGUUUUAUUAAAUAUGAAGAAUAAGAAAAUAAUCAAACCGUCGUCGGAGAACGAAUCAGAUUCUGAGGAAGAACUUUCACCAGAGACUCAUAAAAAAUCACUAGAGAAACUAAAAAAAAUCGAUCCAGACUUUUAUAAUUUCCUAGAAGAAAACGAUGAGAAUUUAUUAAACUUUGAAGCCGACUCCGCCGACGAUGCUUCAGAUAAAGAUGAAGACGACAAAACGCAUAUUCCAGGGCCAAUUACCGGUGACAGUGAUGAAAGUGAUUUCGAAGAGGAAGGAGCUAAACCUGUGCAAGGUAGAGUUACCCUUAAAAUGGUUGCACAAUGGCAAGCAGAGUUGCAAGGCGAUGGUAAAAUAAAAUUAAAAUCCUUGACCACAAUCAUCAAAGUUUUUAAUGCAGCUAUGCUGAGAGCUACCAGUGAAGAUGGAACCACCGAGGGAGAAUUUAAAGUUGAAGGUUCUUCUGUUUUCAAUGCAGUUAUACAAAUGUGUGUUCUAUAUCUGCCUGCUGCCAUAAAAAAGUAUUUGGGAAUGGAGCAAUCGGGCAAAGAUCCACAAAAAUGUAAACAUUUUAUUAAGAUAAAAGGACCCCUAGUGUCCUAUCUCAAAGACUUGCUUAAACUUCUUGGUGGAAUAACAUCUGACAAUAUCUUAACAGUGCUUCUCAAACAUUUACAUCAAAUGUCAGUAUACAUUGCUUGCUUCAAUAGUAUAUCCAAACAGGCACUGAAAAAGUUAAUAAUGUUGUGGAGUAAUAGUGAGGAGACAGUUAGAGUUCUGGCAUUUUUGUGCAUAUUGAGAAUAACAAGGAACCAGCAAGCAGCUCUGUUGAACUUGGUUUUGAAAGCUAUGUAUUUGACAUAUGUUAAGAAUUGCAAAUUUGUCAGUCCCUCCACAUGGCCUGGAAUUAAUUUCAUGAGGCGAUCCCUGGUUGAAAUGUUUACACUGGACUUAAAUGUAGCCUAUCACCAUGUCUUUUUGUAUAUAAGACAGCUGGCUAUACAUUUACGAAAUGCAAUUGUAGUACAGAAGAUUGAAAACAGGCAAGCAGUGUAUAAUUGGCAAUUUGUGAAUUCAUUACAUUUAUGGGCAGAUUUGAUAUCAGCUACAUCAAAUAAACCUCAGCUGCAACCACUGUUAUAUCCACUUGUGAUGGUCAUAACACAUACAAUCAAGUUGGUACCAACUCACCAAUACUAUCCAUUAAGAUUCCAUUGUGUGGAGAUACUUAUAAAUCUGUCAAAGGAAUCUGAUACUUUUAUACCUGUACUGCCAUUCCUUGUAGAGGUUUUAACCACAUAUGAUUUUAACAAGAAACAUAAAAAGGUGUCCAUGAAACCACUAGACUUUUCAUGCGUGCUAAGAUUGGCUAAGUCUCAGUUAGCGGAGAAUGGUUUUAAAGACUCUGUAAUAGAUAGAGUUUAUGGUCUUUUAUUAGAGUAUAUGGCUAAUCAGUCAUACUCUAUUGCCUUCCCAGAUAUAUCAUUACUGGCUAUAAUGCAGAUAAAGCAAUUUUUAAAAUCAUGUUCAGUCUCAAAUUACACCAAAAGAUUACGCCAGUUGUUGGAGAAAAUUGAAGAAAAUUCGAAGUUUAUUGAGAGAGAAAGAGCUAAAGUUAGCUUUGCAUUGAGUGAUGACAAAAUGGUGGCAGCUUGGGAAGCAAGAAUAAAAACGAAGGGCACUCCUCUGCUCACAUUCUUUGAGAGCUGGAACAAAGUUAACAAAAUACAAAAACGUAAGAAGAUCACUAAAAAUGAUGAGAUUGCUGGGGAACUGCCCAUGAUUAAGAGACCGAAAAUAUCGGAAACAGAGGACAAAGUAUCUAAACCUGAAAACAAAGGACCAUUAGUACUUUUCCCAUCAGAUAGUGAAGGUGAAGAGGAUAACUUCAAAUUAGGCGAAGAAGUGGAAGAGGCGGAAAAACCGAAAAAGGGGAAAACAAAGAAGAAAGCUAAUAAAAAGAAAGAAAACAAGAAAGUAACUAAAGCUGAAAUUAACAUACCAGACAAAGGCGAUGUAGUGCAGGAUUUCAGUGUCAGCGACUGGUGAAAUAAAAACUGUUUAUAAAGAA